Messenger RNA from Laetiporus sulphureus 93-53, 957 nucleotides. RefSeq names its product P-loop containing nucleoside triphosphate hydrolase protein. Lineage: Eukaryota; Fungi; Basidiomycota; Agaricomycetes; Polyporales; Laetiporaceae. Gene Ontology annotation, cellular component: mitochondrion. Gene Ontology annotation, molecular function: ATP binding; ATP-dependent FeS chaperone activity; 4 iron, 4 sulfur cluster binding. The record is from RefSeq and is a predicted model, not a curated record. The coding region runs from base 1 to 957 and encodes 318 amino acids. Gene Ontology annotation, biological process: iron-sulfur cluster assembly; mitochondrial respiratory chain complex I assembly. The transcript is spliced from 6 exons.
AUGCGCCCGCCACCACCCGCCCUCCGACGCGCCUUUGCAUCCUCCGCGCGCAUCGCGCACUACAACCCCAUCGGCCUGCCAAACCGCCCGCCACCGCCCACCAUUACUCGCCGGAUCCAGAAGCGCGCGCUGCCCCAUGUGAAGAAAGUGCUCGCGGUCGCAAGCGGCAAGGGCGGCGUUGGCAAGAGCACCGUCGCCGUCAAUCUGGCUUGCGCGCUGGCGAUGCACGGCGGGCGGAGGGUAGGCAUACUCGACCUCGACAUAUUCGGCCCUUCUGUGCCAAAGCUCAUGGGUCUCGAGGAUGCGGUGGAGCCGCGCUUGACGAAAGCGGGUGCGAUCGUGCCCCUGACGAAUCACGGUCUGCCCUGCAUGUCCAUGGGCUUCCUUCUCCCGCGCUCCCCGGGAGACUCGGGCGCAGAUACCCCCGUCGUCUGGCGCGGUCUCAUGGUCCAGAAAGCCGUCCAGCAGCUCCUCUUCGACGUCGAUUGGCGUGACCACUCCGGUGCCGGACUCGACCUUCUCGUGCUCGAUAUGCCGCCCGGCACGGGCGAUGUCCCUCUCACGCUCGGGCAGCUCGUGCAGGUCGAUGGCGCGGUGAUCGUGUCGACUCCACAGGACGUCGCGCUUGCAGACGUGCGCAAGGGCGUAGCGAUGUUCCAGAAGAUCUCCGUGCCUAUAACCGGCCUCGUCCUCAACCAGUCCCACUUCACUUGCCCGUCCUGCCACACACCUCACAUGCUUUUCGGCCCGCCUGAGUCCUUUCGCGCGACCGCCGAGCGCCUCGGCACCCCCAUCCUUGGCGAGCUUCCGCUCGUACCUGAGGUGAGCACGGGCGGGGACCACGGCGUACCACUCGUGCUAGCCGGAAAUAGUGACGGGGGUGAUGGGGCGAGGAAGUGGAGAGAGGUCAUGGACGACGUUGCGAAGAAGGUGUGGACGUCACUGGAGGAGAGGUAA